Messenger RNA from Pieris brassicae (large cabbage white), 2722 nucleotides. RefSeq names its product ring canal kelch homolog (gene kel). Gene Ontology annotation, molecular function: protein binding. Lineage: Eukaryota; Metazoa; Arthropoda; Insecta; Lepidoptera; Pieridae. The record is from RefSeq and is a predicted model, not a curated record. The transcript is spliced from 6 exons. Bases 112 to 1977 code for a protein of 621 amino acids.
AGAGUGAAUUAGGACAUUCACAAUUCAAUAAAAUUUAAUAAAUAAACAUUGGUAAACAAUAUCAAAAUUUUAAUGAAAUGAAAUAAGUUGUGUAGUGACUAGUGAAUUGUGAUGGAGGGUGUUAAUGCAGUGGCUGAAUUAGCAGGAAGUGUAGAGAACAGUGCUGCAGAAGGUGAUGGAGACCACUGGGGAUAUAGAAUGAUGGAGCGGUGUCCGUCGCAGUCGUCGUUGGACGAGUCGUCGCAGCGGCGCGAAGCCGGUGAGCGAGAGGCGGGCUCUCAACACGCGGCGCAACUGCUCAGCGCGCUCGCGGCGCUUCGCCAGAACGCGUUGCUGUGUGACGUGCGCCUACAGGCGCAGUCCGAGGGCGCCACGGAGCCCGGCGAGGGCACUUGGGCGCAUCGCGCGGUGUUGGCCGCCAGCUCGCCGUACUUCCGCGCCAUGUUCACGCAGUUCACCGAGCGAACGCGCCCCACCGUCACCAUACAGAACGUGGAGCCUGAGGCGUUGGACGCGAUAAUCGAGUACGUGUACGAACCCGAGUCGCUCACGAUAACGGAAGACAACGUGCAGGCGUUGCUAUCGGGCGCGUCGCUGGUGCAGGUGGGCGGAGUGCGCGCGGCCUGCUGCGCCUUUCUGGCCGCCGCGCUCUCGCCCGACAACGCGCUCGGUAUCCGCGCCUUCGCCGAGCUGCACGCCUGCGCCGCCCUCGCCGCCGCCGCCGACGACUUCGUGCACAAGCACACUCUCGACGUGCUACAGACCGAGGAGUUCCUCGCGCUCGAGCCGGCCCCGCUCGCGCGCCUGCUCGCCUCCGACCACCUCAGCGUGCCCGGCGAGGAGCCGCUCCUCGACGCGCUGUUGCGCUGGCUGAGGCACGAUCCCGACGCGCGCCGCGAGCGCCUCGCCGAUCUGCUCGAGCACGUGCGCCUGCCGCUGUUGCCGCGGGAUGUGCUCGUCGCGCGCGCCGCCGCCGAGCCGCUCGCGAGCGCCCCGCUGCGGGUCAAGGACCUGCUCAUCGAGGCGCUCUCCUUUCACCUGUCGCGGCCGGAGCGCCGCGCCGCUGCCGCCGCCGAGUGCGCGAGGGCCAGACCGCGACGGCCGCCGCGCUCGCCUCGCGCGCUGCUCGUGGUCGGUGGCCAGGCGCCCAAGGCGGUGCGCGAGGUGGAGGCGCUCGAGCUGGACACGGGCCGCUGGGGUGCCGCCGCGCAGCUACCGACGCGCCGCUGCCGCGCUGGACUCGCGGUCGUCGGCGGGCGGCUAUACGCCGUCGGCGGUUUCAACGGCACGCUGCGCGUGCGCAGCGUCGACGUGUACGACGUCGCGACCGAUUCCUGGAGCGCAGGUCCGCCUCUGACGGCGAGGCGAUCGACCCUCGGCGUUGCGGCGAUCGGGCAGGUGAUCUACGCCGUCGGCGGGUUCGACGGAGCCGCCGGGCUAGCCUCGGCCGAGGCGCUGGACCCGCGCGAGGGCGCGUGGCGGCCCAUCGCCGGCAUGAGUACGCGGCGCUCGUCGGUGGGCGUGGCCGUGCUCGAGGGCAAGCUGUACGCGGUGGGCGGCUACGACGGAGCCUCGCGGCUCUGCCUCAGCUCGGUGGAGCGCUACGACCCGGCGACGGACGCGUGGGAGCCGGCGGAGGAGAUGAGCGCGAGGCGGUCGGGGGCCGGCGUUGGCGUGGCGGGCGGGGCCCUGUACGCGGUCGGGGGCCACGACGGACCCGCCGUGCGGCGCUCCGUGGAGCGGUACCGACCCGCCGAGGGAUGGAGUCCGGCGCCACCCAUGGCGCACGCUCGCCGCAACGCCGCCGUGGCGGAGCAUCGCGGCCGCCUCUACGUCGUCGGCGGCGACGACGGCGCGGCCAAUCUCAACACGGUCGAGGUGUUCGAUCCGGCCACCGAGCAGUGGUCGAUGUUGGGCAGCGCGAUGACCCUGGGGCGGUCUUACGCGGGCGUGGCGGUGGUGGAACGCGGCCCCUGACACGCGGCCCCGCCGCUCGCUCCCCGGCCCCGCUGCCCGCACGCGCGCGGCUCGCAGACGCUCGAGUUCCACGGGCGGUGCGUGCGCGGCGUGUGCGUGCCCCUGCCCCUUCGGCGCCUGUCCGCCUCUUGUUCCACCAUCGACGUGCCGCCGUGCCUCCUGCUGCUGCGCCGCGCCUGCCCCGCGCCACUCUCCGAGGACGACGACGACGACGACGGCGACUAGCUCCUUCGCCAUUCGCCCCUUCGUCUCCGCGUCGCGGAAGUCGAACCCGGCGCUGAUUCUCUAAAAACAUUCCCUUCGAUGGGCCUCCGCGACACAAUCGCGCGAAUGAAACUUUGCGUUUCCAUCCUGAACAAAGUUAAAAAGCUGGAACUAUAUUAAUCUAGUGAAAUAUAUUUUGAUAAUUUAUUAAAGAGCGGCUCAGAGCGGAUGGAUCCGGUUUCUUCGGACUCGCAGAAGACGACUUCACAAGCGAUUUGAAACUGCAAUAUUAUUAUGGUCAUAAGUGUUAGGUUACGUUAGCUUUUGAUUUUGGAUUUCACGUACACGCGCCUACGUACACGUAAUGCGCACCCUGCGUAUUUGACUAUACUAUUUGGCUACUUUACGUCGGACGUGGGACGUCGAUUUAUUUUUAAUUGGAUUAAACUUUGUCUCUCGAGUCACAGUGAACGACGGUACUCUUGCAACCUAUGUACUUCGAUUUUUUUAUUAGUGAAGAGUAAGUAAAUGUUAAAUAAAG